AUUUGACCGCUUUAGAUGCCGGUGUAGCAGCAGCAUUGUAGCUGUGAACAACAGCUGGCUAGCUAACGUUAGUUAUCAAAAUAUCCCCAAACCCUGGGGCUGCAUUUAACUGCUGUUAGCUAGCUAAAGGCUAGCUUUAUUGACAUAAUAUGCAGAAGUAUGAAAAGCUUGAGAAGAUUGGAGAGGGUAAGUGUGCCUGUUUCUUUCCCAGAGAAUCUCUAACGUUAGCUGAUGUUGUUUUCUGUUAGCAUUGCUAGAUCGCUAACGUUAGCCAGCUAGCGAUUUUGAAUGACAAGUCAUUGACAUUGGUAUGUUACACACACUUUUGAUAAUAUUUUUACUAGCUAUCAGCAAGAUUAAGCCACAAUGACAAUAUUUAGGUAGUUCAUUUAAUUAAAGUUAGUUAGCUAGUUAACGUGAGCUAGCUAACUUUUCAUUAUUCCAGUCCUGGGCAAGUUAGCUAGCUUGCUUAGCUACAUAGUACAUUGCUAACUAACACAACCCAUUCAGUCAAGCUAUCUAGUAAACGUUGUGAUUUCUUUCUGCAGGUACAUAUGGAACUGUUUUCAAAGCAAAAAAUAGAGAAACGCAUGAAAUCGUGGCUUUAAAAAGAGUGAGAUUGGAUGACGACGAUGAGGUAGGAAUUAUUGAGACUACAAAUAUAGCUACCCUACAGCUAGCUUGCUAAAGCUAGCCAACUGGUUAGUUUGCUAACGUUAUGGCAUAUUUGUAGAUGGCUCAAUUUGGUUGCUAUAUGCUGGUUUCUUGCAGGGGGUCCCAAGUUCUGCCCUGCGAGAAAUUUGCCUCCUGAAAGAACUGAAGCAUAAAAACAUUGUGAGGUAUGUCUGAUGUGAAAUUUGUCAAAUUCUGAAAAUGCAUAAAUAGUUGGACAUCUGCCUGACUCAGUACUUAAGUGGCUAGUAUAUUACUUUUCAAUAGUGUAAUUUAUAGCAUUAGAUUGAAUAUGUUGCUAUGCAAAGAGUUUAAUUGACAUUUCAUUUUGCUUUUCUUAGAUUGCAUGAUGUUCUGCACAGUGACAAGAAGUUAACAUUGGUGUUUGAAUUUUGUGAUCAGGUGAGUUCUGCCAGAUGUAUGCAAAUGCCAUUAUUGUAUGAAGAGGAGUUUGUUGUUGCUAUAGCUAUGACAAUUUACCAAUUUAAAGUAGAAGUGCCCACAAGAUAAGGGUUUUCUCCCCAGUGAUUCACUUGUUUGAUUUGAUGUGGGAUUUGUUUUUGCUGGGGUGCAGUGAUUUAACUUGACUCUUACAACCACAGGAUCUAAAGAAAUACUUUGACAGCUGCAAUGGAGACCUAGAUCCAGAAACUGUCAAGGUGAGUCAUUGAGAUUCAAAUAACGUGCAGAAUAUAGCUCUGAGAAACAUGUUUGUGUAACCACACCAUGAUGUCCCAUGACUGUAACUAAGUCAAAUGCAUGUCAUGUCACACCAGUGGUGGUCAGUGUCGUUUAAGAUGAAGGAGGACAUUUUUUUUCUUCUCAUGAGCAUGGCCUUAUUUCUUUAACAGCAUAUUAGAUGACUCUCAUUCAUAUUCCAUUCACCCAGUUCAAUGUAACAGCGAUAGGUUUAGGCUACUACAUGAUACUAGAAUUUUCCCUAUAACCAUUUAGAGGUUGCUACAACCUAAUCAAAUCAAAUCAAAUCAAAUUUUAUUGGUCACAUGCGCCGAAUACAACAGGUGCAGACAUUACAGUGAAAUGCUUACUUACAGCCCUUAACCAACAGUGCAUUUAUUACCUAGCCUAUGAAUGAAAGUUUCCAGUGUAGGUGCACACAGGUCGAGAGACACAUUUGAGGUGACAGACAGUGACAUUCAAUACCACCUUGCACACUCUUGCCUGCAUCUAGCUGAUAUAGGGUGUAAUCAUUAGUCCAACGGUUGCAAACAAGAGUUUCUAUUGGACAAAUUCAGGUAUAUUAAUCCCCGUUUUGUUCCAUUUGCUUCCAUUUAAGAAACGUUUUUCAACAGAAUCGGCGGAAUUAAUACACCCCUGAUCACGCGUAAACACAGUUCACUUUCAUAGCAUCCACGUUGUAUUCCUUCUCGCAUCUAUGUGCUCUCCUCCUCUCACCUCUUCCCUUCAUUUGUGGACUUCAAUGCACAACACAUCAGCUGUAUCUGACCAGGCAAACAAUCUUUCCAGGCCAAACCACAACACACAGCCUACAUCGUUGGCACCAUAUUAGCUAAAGUAACGUCAGAGUCAACAUGGCUAAUAGAACUAACACGUUAGUACACCUGCUACAAUCAUACAGUAAUGUUACAGUUUACAGUCAGUAAGCAAUUACACCAGCGGGCCCCGGUGGCAAUAAAUUAGUAAAACCAAAAGCUUUCCUUGACUUGGAAGAGUUCCAGUGUUGUGUUGGAAAGUCAUAGCCAGCUAGCUAACAUAGCAUCCCAGGGUGUUUCAGUAGGCUAAACUAGCUAGCUGUAUUUGCUAGCUAAGUAAGUGAAACUGAAAGUGAGAAAAAAAGACAAUCUCUCUCUCUUUUGCUUCUCCUUCAUUUUGAAAGAAAUUAAUUUACAACUGUUUAACUAUUGUCUUUCUCUCUCUUUGAGUCAACUACUCACCACAUUUUUAUACACUGCAGUGCUAGCUAGCUGUAUCUUAUGCUUUCAGUACUAGAUUAAUUAUCUGAUCCUCUGAUUGGGUGGAAAACAUGUCAGUUCAUGCUGCAAGAGCUCUGAUAGGCUGGAGGAUGUCCUCCGGAAGUUGUCAUACUUACUGUGUAAGUCUAUGGAAGGGGGUGAGAACCAUGAGCCUCCUAGGUUUUGUAUUGAAGUCAAUGUACCCAGAGGAGGAUGGAAGCUAGCUGUCCUCCGGCUACACCAUGGUGCUACCCUACAGUGCUGUUGAGGCUACUGUAGACCUUCUUUGCAAAAUAGUGUGUUUUAAUCAAUUAUUUGGUGACGUGAUUAUAUUUAGUAUAGAUUUAUCUAAAAAGGAUAACUUUUUAAAUGUUUAAACAUUUUUAUGAAAUUAACUGAGGAGGAUGGUCCUCCCCUUCCUCCUCUGAGGAGCCUCCACUGUGUCACACAAAUUAUCGUAUAACUUCAAAGAGUACCACCAAAGAGUACCACAUUGAUAGUGAGAAUGAAGUAUUACUGCCUUAUUGUCUUUCUAUAUCUCUGUGCUUAACUCAGUCUUCCCCUACUUUCUGUAUGUGCAGUCGUUCAUGUACCAGCUGUUGAAGGGGCUUGCCUUCUGCCACAGUCGGAAUGUUCUCCACAGAGACCUGAAGCCACAGAACCUCCUUAUCAACAGGGUAAGUCAGUGGAAUGUUGGGCUUUGACUGGUUAAGUUCUAGUUCUAGAAAGUUAGAGGACACACUGUGCUGUAUGUAGCUUAACUGAAACAGAAAUUAUCUUGCUUAGUUAGUGAGAAAAUAAUGUACCUUUACAUAGCCUACAAUGUGGUAUGAUUUGCUCCUUUUAGAAUGGGGAAUUGAAGCUGGCUGACUUUGGCUUGGCUCGAGCCUUUGGAAUCCCAGUGAGAUGUUACUCAGCAGAGGUGAGAGAAUCAUUAUAUGAUAUGAUGACAAUUAUUGUGUUAAUUUGGAUACGACCAAAGAAAAUUAGUGCCUAAAUUACUGGUGACACUAAAGCUUCUCUCUCUCUCUGUAGGUUGUGACGUUGUGGUAUAGGCCCCCAGAUGUGCUCUUCGGUGCUAAGCUUUAUUCUACCUCCAUUGACAUGUGGUCUGCUGGAUGCAUAUUUGCAGGUAUGUGUAACCUUAAGGUCAAAAUUGCACAGCAAGUUCAAGGGGAUGAUUGUACACUACUUACCUGUGUUAUACUGCUCAAAUAAGUUAGGGCCUCUACCUUUUGUUGAUCUUCUAUAACUUUUGCUUUUUUCAUUUAGAGUUGGCAAAUGCUGGAAGGCCCCUGUUCCCGGGUAAUGACGUUGACGACCAGCUGAAGAGGAUCUUCCGAUAUCCUUUCAGAGGUGUUUAGAUAGGUAACCAGGUUCGGUAUACUGUCUGUGUUGUGUGGUAUGUAGAAACAAAGGCACUGUAACUAAAGUUGGUCCACUUUGUUGAGAUGAAUCUAUUGCAGUGACUAAACUUGAUCAGUCCUAUUUACUGGUGAAAGUCUUUCCUUAAUGCUGUGGCACAUUGUUGGGUACACCAACGGAAGAACAGUGGCAGACAAUGACAAAGCUCCCAGACUACAAGGUAGGCUAUCCCACUGAUGAUGUCAAUUACUGUUGAUCAUACAGAAACUCAUGUUUUCUACUGCCUUCAGGAAAAUAAGAAUAUAUGAUUUGCAAGGUAUGAGAGUAAUUGACGUUUCCAGAUUACAGAUUAAUCUAUAAGAGAUUGAACAAAUAUUUUCUGCGCUGCUGUCUGUUUACUGUACAUCCGUUUUCUCUGUCGUUUUUACCUACAGCCGUACCCCAUGUAUCCAGCCACGACCUCACUGGUGAAUGUUGUCCCCAAACUCAGUAGCACAGGACGGGAUCUGCUGCAGGUUAGUAUUGCCCCCCACAUGACCAAUAUAUGAAUCAGUAUGCCGAGAGUGUGCAAAGCUGUCAUCAAGGCAAAGGGUGGCUAUUUGAUGAAUCUCAAAUAUAAAAUAUAUUUAGAUUUGUUUAACACUUUUUUGUUUACUACAUGAUUCCAUAUGUGUUAUUUCAUAGUUUAUGUCUUCACUAUUAUUCUACAAUGUAAAAAUAAAGAAAAACCCUUGAAUGAGUAGGUGUGUCCAAACUUUUGACUGGUGGUAUAUAUGUGCAAACCCACACUGUGGAGUUACAACAAAACUAGUUGUGUGUAGUGUGUACCUGGCAUACAGCUUAGACAGGAAUAUCAAGUUGUCACUAGGUGGAGUCAGUGCAAAGCUUUUCCCAAAUGUCGCUUGAAUAAUUGAGAAAUGUUGCCAUACAAACACACAUCUGACUUGCAUUCUUUUUUCUUUUUCUUUUUUAGAAUCUGUUGAAGUGUAAUCCUGUCCAGAGGAUCUCUGCAGAGGAGGCAUUGCAGCACCCUUACUUUGCUGAUUUUUGCCCACCUUAGAUGAGGUGCCAAAACACGUCACUCAACUGAACCUCUGCCAUCGGAAUCAAUUCUCUUUCACUCCCAUCUUCUCAACAGGACCUGUCUAUCCCGACUCCUAAUAAGGCUCAUCCUCCAGCAGCACCUGUUUUAACUAAGACACUUCCCUUCAGUACAUCCUGUUGUGCCUCCUAAUGGAAUCAAGUCCUUGUGGGCUCUGCAAUAUUUUAGAUUAUGUUAGCAAGCCUGUCUGUCUGCUCUUUGUCUGUGAAGCGCACUGAUAUGGAAACAUAACAUGUAGCGAUGAACAAAUCUGGACCCAGAGAACCAGUGAAUCCUUCUGAGCCAAUAGCUGCACAGCAGAGUAAGCGGUUUGAACAAUUGAAGUAGCGUGCUGCUUAAUGUACUGGCAAAAAAGUAGUUAUUUGGAAACAUUGUUCAAAUAGUUUUAAUGUGCUACUGCUGUUAACUUGUCAAUAUUUCAUUAAUAGGUCAUAAUAAGAUUGGAGACAGACUUGCAUAUCCUCCUUGUCCUUCAUCAUAGUCAUAACACAUUUCCACUUACUUUAAUAGGAGAUGGUAAAAUGGAGGGGGAGGUAUAUUUAUCAGUUACUUCUCAGGCUCACCAUUUGGCUUUUUGUGUUAGUUUUUUUUCGCACUUUGUAAAUGUCAGUUGCUUUUUUAGUAGUUUUAAAUCUGAUCCGCUCUAUCAAGUAAAGUUGAACACUGAAAGUCGGUACUGUCGAAGCUUGGGCCAACCGAUAUUUAUUAUGAACAGUGGACCAUACGAACUUGAGUCAUUGCUUUUAUUUUAUAGUUUCAUUUUUGUAACUUUCUACCAUCUUUUGUCAUUGACCUAAUGUCUUAUAGCUUAGUGAAAGUGAAGAGGAGGAAAUCCACUGAUACCUGUAUUACUACAUUACGAUUGUUUUGCACCACUCUGACUUUGACUGUGUCAUUCAGAUGGGUAACUUAAUUUUGGCAAGGAACUAGCAGGUUUUUCCAGUGUUAUUUUACACCAGAUAGUUGCUACUUAUCCCACGAAAGCCACAAUUAUAAGUCAUCUUUGAGGUUGCUGUCAACUACCAAAACAUUUGGUUUUCAUCGAUUAGGAAAAUAUGUAUUAUCAUUUUGAUGAUGUAAGAUGACAAACAUAGAAUGCAUGUAUUUAUUGAUAAUUGAAUGUCUGCUUAUGUGUGUAUUUAGUCCUUUUUUCUACAAAACAAAUUACUUUCAGGAGUUGUAUAUGCUCUCCUUAUUAAAAUAAUGGCAUUUGUGAAAAUUAGAUCCAUGGCAUUUGUACGGCUCUUUAUAGUAUGCAUUGACGUUUGCAUCGGAGUUCAGAUAAGAUUCCAUUAUCACAUGCACAUAUGUUGGAUCUUAAUUUGACCAGUUUCUC
Molecule: messenger RNA, 6409 nt
Organism: Coregonus sp. 'balchen'
Lineage: Eukaryota; Metazoa; Chordata; Actinopteri; Salmoniformes; Salmonidae
Source: the annotation of a GenBank genome assembly